This is a messenger RNA of Dioscorea cayenensis subsp. rotundata (Guinea yam), 854 nucleotides long. RefSeq names its product MADS-box transcription factor 29-like. Gene Ontology annotation, molecular function: DNA-binding transcription factor activity, RNA polymerase II-specific; protein dimerization activity; RNA polymerase II cis-regulatory region sequence-specific DNA binding. NCBI's taxonomy places the organism in Eukaryota, Viridiplantae, Streptophyta, Magnoliopsida, Dioscoreales, Dioscoreaceae. Bases 46 to 780 code for a protein of 244 amino acids. Gene Ontology annotation, cellular component: nucleus. The record is from RefSeq and is a predicted model, not a curated record. The transcript is spliced from 7 exons. Gene Ontology annotation, biological process: positive regulation of transcription by RNA polymerase II.
AUUUCUUCAUUAAAACAAGAAGAAGAAAUUAGUUUCUUCUAUAGGAUGGGUCGAGGGAAGAUCGAGAUCAAGAGGAUUGAGAAUACGACUAACCGGCAAGUCACCUUCUCGAAACGGCGUCAAGGACUUCUCAAGAAGGCUCAUGAGCUUGCUGUUCUCUGUGAUGCACAACUUGGUCUUGUUAUUUUCUCACACUCUGGGAAGUUGUUUGAAUACUGCAGUCCUUCUUCAAGCAUGCGACAGAUCAUCGAUCGGUAUCAGAAAGCAACCAAUAUCCGCAUCGAGGAAGCCGGUAGCCAGCAUCAAAUUCUCUGUGAGAUUUCAAAACUUAGGAAUGAGAAUGACAAGCUUCAGGCCGGCAUGAGACAAUACAUGGGAGAAGAUUUAACUGCUCUAACUGCACAUGAUCUUGAUCAACUUGAAGAACAGUUAGAGUAUUCUGUUAACAAAGUUCGAGCAAGAAAGCACCAGUUGCUCCACCAACAGCUAGAAAACCUGCGCAGAAAGGAACACUUGCUGGAAGAUCAAAACAGCCAUUUAUACCAUGCUCUUGUUGAACAGCAAGCAGCAAUGGAGCACCAACAUCAGCAGGCAGCGGCCGCCGCAGAGGCGGAGCAGAAGAUAUCUGAGAUUCCGGUCCUCGAGUUCCCUCAUUUUUACCACGACGAAGCAUCCAGGACUUUCUUGCAGCUCUCUCCUCAGCUCCAUCCUUUUCGUCUUCAGCCAACUCAACCCAACCUUCAGGACACUAGCUUUGGUGGCCAUGGCCUUCAACUCUGAGCUUCAAUGGAUGGAUAUGGAGUUUAUCUUACAGCAACCACAAAAUCCAAAUGUUAUGCUUCAUAUUAUAUUAU